AUGUUGGUCUUAUUUGAGACCGCCGCUGGUUACGCGAUAUUCAAGGUCCUUGACGAAUCCAAGCUGAAGCAGGUCGACAGUCUCUACAAGGAGUUUGAAACAAUUGAAAAAGCAAAUAAAAUUGUGAAGCUAAAGCACUUUGAGAAGUUUCAAGACACAACAGAGGCAUUAGCAGCUGCCACGCUCGUUGAGGGGAAAAUUAACAAGAAUUUGAAGAAAGUUCUAAAGAAGGUUGUUGCCAAGGAGGCACAUGAGCAGCUGGCCAUCAGUGAUGCAAAACUGGGUGGAGUCAUCAAAGAAAAGCUGGACGUGAGCUGUGUCUACAGUCCGGCUGUAGCUGAACUGAUGAGAUGUAUCAGGAGCCAAAUGGAAGGCCUCAUCACUGGACUUCCUGCCAGAGAGAUCAGUGCCAUGUCUCUGGGUUUAGCUCACAGUUUAUCGAGGUACAAGCUGAAGUUCAGUCCAGACAAAGUUGACACCAUGAUCGUUCAGGCCAUUUCUCUUCUGGACGACCUGGACAAGGAACUCAACAAUUACAUCAUGCGGUGCAGGGAGUGGUACGGCUGGCAUUUCCCUGAGUUGGGGAAAAUUGUGGCAGACAACUUGGCUUACUGCAAAACCGUCCGCAAAAUUGGUGAUCGCACCAAUGUGGCAGGCUCUGACCUGUCGGAACUUCUACCAGAGGAAAUCGAGGCUGAAGUUAAACUUGCGGCCGAGAUCUCCAUGGGCACUGAAGUUUCAGAACAAGACAUUGACAACAUUAGGCACCUGUGUGACCAGGUGAUUGAAAUUACAGAAUACCGCGCGCAGCUAUACGACUAUUUGAAAAAUCGAAUGAUGGCCAUCGCCCCAAACUUGACAGUCAUGGUGGGCGAACUGGUUGGUGCACGCCUAAUCUCUCAUGCUGGUUCUCUCCUAAAUCUGGCAAAGCAUCCCUCGUCCACAGUGCAGAUCCUUGGUGCAGAGAAAGCCCUCUUCAGAGCCUUGAAAACCCGCAAAGAUACGCCAAAGUAUGGUCUCAUAUACCACGCCUCUUUGGUGGGCCAGACCAGCGCCAAGAAUAAGGGCAAGAUCUCCAGAAUGUUGGCUGCUAAAGCUGCCUUGGCCAUUCGCUACGAUGCUCUGGGUGAAGACACAAAUGCAGAAAUGGGAGUGGAAAACCGAGCCAAACUGGAGGCCAGGCUGCGACAGUUGGAAGAAAAAGGGAUCCGAAGGAUCAGUGGGACAGGCAAAGCCAUGGCAAAGGUGGACAAAUACCAGCACAAGAGUGAAGUAAGGGUUUAUGAUCCCUCUGGCGAUUCUACUAUCCCCUCAAAGAAGAGGAAGAUUGAAGAGGUAGAGGAGGCUGUAACACCUGUGGCCAAAUCCAAAAAGGCUAAAAGGGAGCCAGUAGCAGAAGAGGAAGAAGUAGAAAUGACAGAGGUGGCAGAAGAGACUCCUAAGAAAAAGAAGAAAAAGGAGAAGAAAGCUGCAGCAGAGGAGACUAUAGAGGAGGAGGUGCCAGUAGCAGAGUCGACAGAAAAGAAGAAAAAGAAGCACAAGAAAGUGGAAGCUGCAACAGAGGAGGCUGAGGAAACAGAGACACCUGUGAAAACAAAAAAGAAGGGGAAAAAAGAAACAGUUGCAAUGGAGGAGCAAGAGGAGGAACCUGUAACAGAGUCAUCAGAAAAGAAAAAGAAGAAGAAAAAGAAGGCUAAGGAGGAUGAGGACUAAAAAGAAUGAAUGCAUAUUGUUGCAUGUGUAUAUAUAUGUUGAGUUUUUAUUUCAUUUUAAUUUUUUGUUUAUAUUUAGUAGAUUUUUUUUUGCUCUAACAGGACUCAUUUAUUAUCACGUGAAAGUGAAACAUUUUGUUGUUGUUGAAAAUAUCAACAAUUUAAAGGACGAUGACAUUUAAGUUCCAACCUCCCUUUGUGAUUUCAAUUCCAUUGCAAUCAGUUUUUGUCUAAGACUAAACAUCUGCUCUGAUGAAAUAAAAUAUUUUGAUUAUGUAA
Molecule: messenger RNA, 1991 nt
Organism: Cynoglossus semilaevis (tongue sole)
Lineage: Eukaryota; Metazoa; Chordata; Actinopteri; Pleuronectiformes; Cynoglossidae
Product: NOP58 ribonucleoprotein homolog (yeast)
Cellular component (GO): small-subunit processome; box C/D methylation guide snoRNP complex
Molecular function (GO): snoRNA binding
Source: RefSeq, a predicted model, not a curated record